AUGAAGCAGAGAUUCUCGUCGCUAGACGUCAAGGUCAUCACCCAGGAGCUGGCCGCGGAGCUGGUCAACCUCCGGGUGUCUAACAUCUACGACUUGUCAUCGCGAAUCUUCUUAUUCAAGCUUUCCAAGCCAGACCACCGCCGACAACUCAUCGUCGACUCCGGCUUCCGCGCUCACGUCACCCAAUACUCCCGCUCGGCCGCGACUGCCCCUUCGCCUUUCGUGACACGCCUGCGCAAGUUCAUAAAGUCGCGUCGCAUCACGGGCAUACAGCAAAUUGGUACGGACCGUAUCAUCGACAUUUCAUUCAGCGAUGGUGCCUACCACUUGUUCCUCGAGUUCUUCGCCGGCGGCAACAUCAUCCUCACCGAUCGCGAGUACACCAUCAUUGCGCUAUUCCGACAGGUUUCGGUCAACGAGGGCGAGGAGGCCAAGCUUGGGCUGAAGUACAAUGUGACGAAUAAGCAGAAUUACAACGGCGUUCCUGAGAUCACCGUGGACCGCGUGAAGGAGACUUUGGAAAAGGCGCAAGCAUUGUUUUCCCAGGAGGGCAAUGCGCCUAAGAAAUCCAAGAAGAAGAACACCGACGUUUUGCGGAAGGCUCUGUCGCAGGGAUUUCCUGAGUAUCCUCCGCUUUUGCUGGAUCAUGCCUUUGCAGUUAAAGAGCUUGAUCCGGCAACGCCGUUGGACCAGGUUUUGGGCAGUGAUUCUGCGCUGCAGCAGGUAAUUGGGACGCUGGAGGAGGCUCAGCGAGUUUCGAACAGUUUCAAUACCAGCGAUAGUCACCCAGGCUAUAUCGUUGCAAAGGCAGACACGCGAGCUCCCGCUGAGGGCGAGGGUGCUUCCAAAACCCCCGGCCUUCUGUAUGAAGACUUCCAUCCGUUCAGGCCUCGUCAAUUUGAAGGCAAACCCGGAAUUACGAUUCUGGAGUUUGAGCGCUUCAAUGCGACAGUCGACGAGUAUUUCUCGUCUUUGGAGUCCCAGCGCCUUGAGUCAAGACUUACUGAGCGCGAGGAGACAGCUAAGCGCAAAUUGGACGCUGUGCGAGAGGAGCAUAGGAAGCGAAUUGAUGCACUUAAAGAUGCACAAGAGCUCCAUAUUCAAAAAGCCGGAGCCAUCCAGGACAACGUGUAUCGUGUUCAGGAAGCCAUGGAUGCCGUGAACGGUCUUGUCGCUCAGGGAAUGGACUGGGGCGAGAUUGAUCGCCUUAUUGAGAUGGAGCAGGGCCGUGGAAACCCCGUCGCCCAAAUCAUUAAGCUCCCUCUUAAGCUACAUGAAAACACCGUUACCCUUCUUCUCGGAGAAGCUGGUGAUGAAGAGGACGACGAGGAAGAGACGGACUCCAGCGACGAAUCUGACUCCGACUCUGAAAACGAAGAGCGGGAGCGCCAGCAAUGUGCCGAUGCUAAUUCCCGGAUGCUCUCGAUCGAUAUCGAUCUCAGUCUUACGCCUUGGGCUAAUGCGACUCAAUAUUAUGAGCAGAAGAAGACCGCUUCGGACAAGCAGCAGAGGACAGUCCAGUCUUCCGAAAAGGCGCUUAAGAGCCACGAGAAGAAGGUCACGGCAGACCUCAAGAAGGGUCUGAAGCAGGAGAAACAAGUUCUACGCCAGGCUCGCGAGCCGUUCUGGUUCGAAAAAUUCAUCUUUUUCAUCUCUUCCGAGGGCUACCUUGUUCUUGGUGCUCGCGAUGCCAUGCAGGGUGAAUUGCUCUACCGGCGGUACCUUAACAAGGGCGAUGUCUUCAUCCACGCCGAUCUGAAGGGAGCUUUGCCCAUCGUCGUCAAGAACCGAUCAGCAGAUGCCCCCAUUCCGCCAAGCACUCUUUCCCAAGCAGGUAAUCUCUGCGUCGCGACUUCAACUGCUUGGGACUCCAAGGCGGUCAUGUCCGCAUAUUGGGUGCAUCCGAACCAGGUGUCCAAGAUCGCCGAAGUCGGUGGCGGAAUUCUUCCUACUGGAGAUUUCCAGAUCAAGGGUGAGAAGAACUUCUUGGCGCCAUCGCAACUUGUCCUUGGAUUCGCUGUCCUCUUCCAGAUUAGCCAGGAGAGCGUCAAGAACCACAAACAGCACUUUGAGAUCCCCGAUGUAUCUGCGGAGACUUCUGCCACGGAGCCUGUGGAUCAGCCCCCUACUGAACAGGAGGCUACAGAUCUAGCUCCUGAAAGUGCAGCAGAGACCGCGGAAGAGGUUCAACAAGACAAUGAAUCCGGAGAAGAGGAGGAAGAUGAAGAUGAGGAUAAGACUCCUGCCAGGAACCCCCUUCAAAGAGACGAGUCCGAGCUGCCAGAACGUGAAGAGGCCUCGCCUCAUGUUUCUAAGUCGGAGUCGGAGGAAGAAGAAGACACGAAGGAGGAGGAUCCCCUGCUUGAGGAUGUGGUAGAAGAGGACGGAGCUGUGGAUGAUGGAGAACCUACCACUAGUCAAGAUGCUGCCACUCCGCAAGAAGAACAGAAACUCUCAGCACGAGAGCGACGCACUUUGCGUCAAGGCAAGCCCCUCAACCGCCCGUCGGAGCCAGCUGCUCCUCGCAUCGCCCCGACCCGGGGCAAGAAAGCGAAGGAGAAGCGUGCCGCCGCGAAGUACGCUCAACAGGAUGACGAGGACCGUGAACUCGCCCUUCGACUCAUUGGUAACAACAAGGGCAAAGCCAAGGCUGCUCAGGCUGCUGAAGCCAAAGCUCAACAGGACCGCGAGAUCGAGGCAAACAGGCAGCGGCGCCGCGCACAGCAUGAGCGUGCCGCAGCAGCUGAGCAGAAACGUCAGGCCCAGUUCACCGAGCAUGGCACCGACGAUUACGAUCCCGAAACCGCUGCCGCCGAGGCCGCUGACCUGAGUUGGAUCCCUGCGCUGGUCGGUACUCCGACGCCGAAUGACGAGAUCCUCGGCGCUAUGGCUGUCUGCGCGCCGUGGGGUGCUCUUGGUCGGUACAAGUACAAGGUUAAGCUACAACCUGGUGCAGUCAAGAAGGGCAAGGCCGUGAAGGAGAUCAUCGGCCGCUGGGUCCAUGAAACUACUACCGGCAAGGUCAAGAAGGAUCAUGCUGAGGAUGCUGGUAUCCCUCGUGCAGACGCAGAGAAACUGCGCGCACGGGAAGGUGAGCUCAUCAAGGGCUGGAAGGAUACUGAGAUUAUCAACACUAUGCCUGUGGGUAAGGUGCGCAUCAUGACUCCAGGUAGUGCUGGUGGAGGUGCCGGUGGCGGUGAUAAGGGCAAGGGCAAGGGCGGCGGUAAAGGUGGCGGUGGUGGACGAGGUGGAAAGGGUAGUAAGAAGAAAUGA
Penicillium cinerascens is the source of this 3273-nucleotide messenger RNA. RefSeq names its product putative DUF814 domain protein. Bases 1 to 3273 code for a protein of 1090 amino acids. The record is from RefSeq and is a predicted model, not a curated record. Gene Ontology annotation, biological process: ribosome-associated ubiquitin-dependent protein catabolic process; rescue of stalled cytosolic ribosome. NCBI's taxonomy places the organism in Eukaryota, Fungi, Ascomycota, Eurotiomycetes, Eurotiales, Aspergillaceae. The transcript has 4 exons. Gene Ontology annotation, cellular component: RQC complex. Gene Ontology annotation, molecular function: ribosomal large subunit binding; tRNA binding.